Molecule: messenger RNA, 3785 nt
Organism: Centrocercus urophasianus (Greater sage-grouse)
Lineage: Eukaryota; Metazoa; Chordata; Aves; Galliformes; Phasianidae
Gene: ESPNL
Product: espin like
Exons: 5
Coding region: 2073-3725 (550 amino acids)
Biological process (GO): actin filament bundle assembly
Cellular component (GO): cytoplasm
Molecular function (GO): actin filament binding
Source: RefSeq, a predicted model, not a curated record
GUUCAGGUUGGAAGAGAUCAGUGUUUGUUUGUCAGUAUGCUUCAGGGGUAGAAAGGGUGAUGGAUUCAAGCUUCUGCUUAUUGUCUGACUGUGCCACAGAAGCAGCAGGAUUAGGAAUGGGUUUGCAUUAUAGGGAUCAACUGUGAGACCUCCAGCUCCUGCCUGAUGUAGCUCAGCUCACGAUUCACACACCUCUUCCUGUGUGACAGAGCUGGAGCGGGACCAAGAAUGAGCAGAGCUGGAUGAUCUUCAAGGUCCCUUCCAACCUAAGCCACUCUGUGAUUCUAUGACCUGCUCCCCCAUGGACUUUGAAGGCUGUUGGGUCAGGUCCUGCAGGAAUCCUGUUUCUCACAUGCAGGCCCAGAGGCCAGAACCAGACCUCUGGCUUCUGUACAGAAUGCUGCUAGAGUACAGGUGAAGAGUCACUGAGCAGCAAAAGAAACUUUAAACAGUGGGGACUGGGAGGUGAGAGAAGGGGCUCCCCAGAGCUCACGGUGCAGGAGAUAGUUGUAAGGGUGGGUAAGGAUGAGAAAGGGAUUUAUCUUGAGUCAACGUCUGUGAUUUAGUAUAUGCAAUGGAUGAAUUGUGUCUUUUCAGACAGAUCUGAAUUCAGGGUGCCUGCUAUUGCCAUCUGAAGGACUAAGUGGGAGCUCUGUGGAAGGCCUGUGGGUUGCAGUGCCCUUCUAAUGGCUGCUUCUAUUCAUGUCUGGUUUGCACCCGUAGCUUCCUCACAAGCCAAGGUCAGAGACUUGGCCAAAGGUUGUGUGACUGUGAGGGUCCUGGUGGGCACCAAGGUGGGCAGCAGGGUGCUCAAGCUUGCUUCUGUCCAUUUUUGGUCCCUGAGCUCCCCAGCUCCAUCUCUGCUGUGCCUGGGCUGGUGGCAGCGGUGCCCUCGGAGCGCUGUCCUGCUGGGGGGCCGGAGGCCGGCUCUGUAAUGGAUCCUCACCAGGUGGUUACCGUUUAGAGGCUUUGAUCUCCUGCUGCUUCAUUUUUUUUCCAGCCCCUCGAUUGAAUUUCUCUCAUGUAACCGAGCUCCACUGAUAUAUUCUGGCCAUAUAUAAUGGAUGGAGGUUGAAUGAGGAAACAAAAACAGCGCUGAAUAUCGGGAGCAGCCAUGCGGGUCCUGCAGUCGGACCCCCUCCCUGCCACCGCCCCACAGGUGUGUGCAGUUGGGCACAGGGUGCCUGCACUCACAUCCAGCCCUGAGCCAGCCUUGGAUUGUGCAUCGCUUGACCUGGAGGUUGGUGCAGUGGAUACGUCAGGACGGUGGGUGCCGGGCUCCAUCCCUCCUCCAUCUCCACAUCAUCCUAUUGAUCCUAAAGCCCAUCAAGGCUGUGCCAGCACUGCUGUAUCGGCUGCAUCUUUGGCUCCUGCAAGGCUGGUGGUGAGCCGGCGGCCGAUGCCGGCCAGCACAUUUGCUUCACUAAUGAGGCUCCUUCUUUUCAAGGGCUUUGAGAUAACAACCUGCGGUGUGAGCAGCAGCACUGGGAUCCAGUUGCUUGUUUUUUGCCCAGGACGGGGUGCGGGCAGCACAGUGCUCCCGGCUCCAUGUUCCUGGGGGGCCACCCUGCCCCCCAUUCUCCCCGGCUCCGUGCAGGUGAGAAGCACCCCGCUCUGCUGGACGGGCACCCUGGGAUGAGCCUGCACUGCUGAGCCCCAUCUUCUGCUGCAGCCCUGUGAGCACUGCCUGUGGCAGCGAGCCCCGAGCUGCUGUCCCUGCAGUUCAGCCCGAGGCAGGCAUGGGAACACUGCUGCUGGCACCCGCCCAAGCGGAUCAGGAAAGUGUCUGCAGUGGGGCCACUGCUGGGCAGGGCUGCCAGUGAGGGUGUCUGCUGUGCCCAGGAGCAGAGCACCCAGCCAGGGCCAUGCUGCAGUGUGAGCUGCAGGAUCUGCAGGUCCUCCCUGCGGGUGGAUAGACACGAGGAGCACAGGGCUGUGUCAACAGAUGCGCUCACAGCUUCUCCUGGUUCUCCUCAUCUAGCUGUGAGUGCUUUGCCUAGCAUAAAUGUCUGAACACAUUUCUCUGCCCUCACUCCUGUGCUGGUUCUGCUGUCUCUCCCAGCAGAGCGAGGAUGCAGACUCCUCUUCCAUCCCACAACAUGUCCCCGUACCCCUGUCCCCACAAGGUCCCAGACACGAGGGUGAUGCAGCCCAACGAGCCACCGCUGCCUGAGCUGAAGCUCCGCAGACCCGUACAGCGGGGAAGGAUCCCGGCGCCCUUCAUGGACCCGGGCACGGCAGCGGAGCCGGCAGCACCCUGGAAAGACCCCCACGGCACCACCGCAGUGGACCCUCUGGAUGUGGACGCCUUGGUGCCCACGCAUGACGAGCGGGGCCGCGCCAUCCCUGAGUGGAAGCGGCAGGUGAUGGUGCGGCGGCUGCGGGCACGGCUGGCGGAUGAGGUGCCCGUGUGUGAUCAGGUAGGGCCGGGCUGUGGGUGGGACACAGAGCCGGGCGCCUGGCGUUUCUCACCGUCCCACGAGGCCGUGCUGGGCCCAUUUGGUGAGCUGCUGACCGAGGCCGACCUACAACAGCUGGAGAGGGCAGUGGAGAGCCUGCGGCUGCGGCGCCGAGGAGAGGCCUACCAGGACGAGCUGCAGCGCCUGGCGCAAGAGCUGCGCACCUUGCUGCCCUCCCCGCUGCUCAGCAUCACCGUUCACAGCCCUCCUCCCGCCCCAGGGCAACCCUUACCGCUUUGGUGCGGCCGCCUGGCCGGUGUGGUAGGCAGCCUGGAAGCGCUGUUGGCCAAGGCCGAGGGGGCUCGUGGCAGCCCCGUGCCUGCCCCGCCGCCCGCACCGCUCCCUGCAGCCCCGCGGACGCCGUCGGGCAGCGUGGCACAGCGGGAGAUCAGGCAGUGCGGGGUGAGCGUGAGCAGCCUGCGCGGGGCCUUCGAGCGGCACGGCGGCGGGGAGAGCGAGACCGCAGCGGUGGUGGAGGCCGCCAGCGACUCGGGGAUCAGCUGCGAGGAAGCGCCGUCGGAAGGCAGCGGCUCACCGGUGCCCGAGUCAGCCGGCCUGCGCAAGGAGCGCAUCGUGCUGCUCUUCCUCAGCCAUUGGAAGCGCUCGGCCGGAGGCCUCAACGCUUGGGCUGCGGCGUGCCGGGCGCUGCAGGCUCAGAGGGAGAGAGCGGGCGCUCCGGGCGAGGAGCAGGCGGGCAGGAGGGGCCGCCUGUCGCGGCAGUGCAGCGCCAUCCAGCAGCUCCUGGGCAGCUGGAGGGACGUGGCCGCCUGCCCCCCGCCGCCGCUGCCCCCCGCUGCGGGCAGCCCCCGCUCCCCGCUGUCCCCCGAGCAGUUUGUGCGGCGCGCCGACGGGACGCCGGCCGACUACGACAGCCUGACGCUGGAGCUCUUCAUGCUGGGCUACUUCCGCAUCCUGGAGCGGGAGCUGCCCCCCGAGGAGCGCCGCGGCCGCCACCUGCUCUGCUUCGAGGUGUUCGACCACCUGGGCCGGCACGGCUGGGACACAGCGCGCGCCUUCCACCGCGCCGUCACCGACGAGAUCGCGGCCGGCCGGCGGGGCUGGGGGGACGGCUUCGAGGACAUCAAGGAGCGCUUCUUCGGCACCGCCAAGGGCUCGGCGUGGAGAGCGGGGGGAGCAGGGGGCAGCCCCCCGCAGAGCGCAGCCCGCCGUGGCCGCAGCAGCCAGGAGGAGAUCUGCAGGUGCAUCGACCGCAGCUUCGCCUUCUGGAAGGAGAAGGAGGCCGAGAUCUUCAGCUUCGAGGAGUGACGCCUCAUGACACCCGUGGACGCCCCCUCUGUGCUUCUCAAAGGGCCUCAAUAAAAGCGU